UGGUUUUUUGAAGCUUCGAUUUAGACUGCAGUUCAACAACCCUCGACGGCCACACGAUACCCCAGGCAUACGAUGGCUACGGCGAAUCAAUGUAUCGCUUCGCUGGCGAGGCUGAGUCUUUCGGCGCCUAUAAGACCAAUCAAUGCGACAAUACCUAGAUUUCUAGCUCCGUCGAUAGUCCAGACGCGAUGUAAGAGCGCUGGUACUGUCGCUAUGCGAGCGCGCGAAAAAGAGAAGCUCAAGAAGAAGAAGAGGCAGCUGCGUUUUAAGGAGUACAAAUACGCUACACCAAGCGAGAGCGAGAGGUGGUCUCUAUGCGACGCUAUGCGAUACCUACGAGCAGUCGAAGUAGGCCGUCCUCCAUCAUCUGUUACCUACGAAGUCUCUUUGAAAAUCAGAACGCCCAAGAACAGCGUCGUGCUUCGGAAUCGGAUACGUCUGCCAUUUCCGGUCAAGAACGACACGCGCAUCGCCGUCAUCUGCAAGGAGGGUAGCGGAGCGAUGGCCGAAGCCCGCGCUAACGGAGCCGUCGCAUUUGGAGAAGACUCUUUAUACGAGCUCAUUAGGACGACCCCGGGAAAGCUGCCGUUUAACCGUCUAAUCUGCCACGUCGAUUGCGAGGCUUCACUCAAACAGGCCGGCCUCGGUCGAAUAUUAGGUCCUAAAGGUCUAAUGCCUAGUUUAAAGACGAACACCCUCACCAAAAGUGUGCAAGGUCUCAUGCACGAAAUGGUCGGCGCCGAAACGUAUAGGGAGAAGGUUGGCGCGAUCCGUAUGCCCAUAGGGAACAUCCAAUUUACCCCCAAGAUGCUGUCCGAGAACGUCAAGGUGCUUGUGGCGCAAGUGAGGGAGAAUAUCAUAAACAUGGAGGACAGGGUUAAGAAGGACUUGAUCGAAGUUGUCCUGACUUCUACAAAUGGUCCGGGUUUUAGUUUGAGCGGAAGUUUCGCCUCUACCGACGAGAAGAUCCAGCCGGAGCACCUGAGUACGGCGAUGUAAAUAUCCAUGUUUUACGAAUUAGGACCAUAUUAAGAAUUGUACCAUACUUAAGAGUCGGGG
Messenger RNA from Annulohypoxylon truncatum, 1059 nucleotides. Its product is annotated as ribosomal protein L1. The transcript is spliced from 2 exons. NCBI's taxonomy places the organism in Eukaryota, Fungi, Ascomycota, Sordariomycetes, Xylariales, Hypoxylaceae. The record is from RefSeq and is a predicted model, not a curated record. The coding region runs from base 73 to 999 and encodes 308 amino acids.